Messenger RNA from Aspergillus lentulus, 1035 nucleotides. RefSeq lists its product as uncharacterized. Lineage: Eukaryota; Fungi; Ascomycota; Eurotiomycetes; Eurotiales; Aspergillaceae. The record is from RefSeq and is a predicted model, not a curated record.
AUGCCUGGCAGCGACAACGGCCUCUCUGGAGGUAUCUAUACUAGCCGGCGGUGUCUAGAUGAAGUCCUCUUUGCGACCUUCAUCGGAUUGGCUUGGUACAAUGCACUAGAGCUCAUUGUGCUUUGUUUUACAACGUUCAAACGGUGGAGGGGCGCUUACUUCUGGAGUCUUCUUGUCGCAUCAACCGGUAUUAUCCCAUACGGCCUCGGUUUAUUCCUGAAGUUCUUCAACAUUGUCCGUCAUAAUUAUCUCGGAUCACAUACCCUGGUGACCAUUGGUUGGUGUUGCAUGGUGACAGGUCAGUCAAUGGUCCUGUGGUCACGACUCCACCUGAUUUUAUUGAACCAACGAGUCCUACGCGGCAUCCUCUACUUGAUCAUCUUUGAUGCAAUAAUAUUGCAUAUACCGACUGCAGUGGUUGCAUACGGCACUAAUGCACCAAGCCAUCCUAUCGCUUUUGUCAAGGCAUACAAUGUUCUUGAAAGAGUACAACUGGUUGGGUUCUGUAUCCAAGAGACAUUCCUAUCCGCAGUAUAUAUCUGGGGUACAUUGAAGUUCUUAAGGCAUACUGAUGGAAACCGUUAUCGGUACAUCUUGCAUGAACUCCUCAUCAUCAAUGUGCUUAUCAUUCUUCUUGACGGCUCCGUGGUUGGCACGCAAUUCGCCGGCCUGUAUUCCGUGCAAACUACCUUCAAGGCGUUGGUGUAUAGCAUCAAGCUGAAGCUUGAAUAUGCUAUCCUUAGGAAGUUAAUCAAGGCUGUCAAGGUGCCUCCAACACCACAACGACGCUCACCAGACCAUCCCAAACCAGCGAGCGGUACAUCGGAACAAUCUGAAACAGAGAAACGCACUGCAAGCCAGUACGAAUGCACAGGGGCUCGCCUAAGCGUGCCGGAGGUGGCGGCGGAACCUUCAAGAGUCCUCUCGACAACCACCAUAGUCUUUGCGCAAAGCUUACAGGCGAUUGGGCAAGACUCCCACCGGGAAAAAUACAGCGAUAUUUCAGCGCUGAUAAGGCCCAAAGGGAACGAUUAG